Messenger RNA from Aspergillus ruber CBS 135680, 1242 nucleotides. RefSeq names its product DUF218 domain protein. The transcript has a single exon. The record is from RefSeq and is a predicted model, not a curated record. The coding region runs from base 150 to 947 and encodes 265 amino acids. Lineage: Eukaryota; Fungi; Ascomycota; Eurotiomycetes; Eurotiales; Aspergillaceae. Gene Ontology annotation, cellular component: plasma membrane.
AAGCUUUAUCCGGGUGGCUCUCCGCUUUUAGAAGAGAAACAUCGGAGAUGGCCAACCCGAGAUUUCUCCCCUGACAGAAAUGUGGUCAAACUAAUCCGUACUCUGUACCCCUCUUCAAUAUAGAAUCAAUAAAUCGAGAACGUUCAACCAUGUCAGUUGCGGAUACGGCCGUCGAUAUUAAUAACCUGGCGAUAUUCCUAGCUGACCAACAGCUCAACAACCUGGCAGCAUGUGCAUCGGUUGAUUGCAUUAUCAUCUGUGCUUCGGCGGUCCUCCAUAGUGCAGAAGUCCUUUUCCAAACCCUGCAAGAAUGUCCGACGCUUACGCGAAAGCUGGUCCUCUGCGGGGGUAUCGGUCACUCCACUCAAUUUCUUUACGAGGCCGUGGCCGACCAUCCCCAAUUUCAUACCCUGGCAAAGGCCAUCACGGGCCUUCCAGAAGCUCAGGUAUUAGAGAGAAUAUUUGACGAAUUCUUUGAUGGGGCUGCGGUAAGGGCCGCCGGUUGCCAGAUCCUCGUGGAAGAUGAAUCGACAAACUGCGGUAGAAAUGCGAUCAAGAGUCGUGAAAUUCUGGAGCGAUUUGCUUUUGACCUCAAGAACAUCAUCUUGAUCCAGGAUCCGACAAUGAUGCUCCGGACAACGGCAUCCUUCGAACAUGCCUAUAAACACGUGGAAAAUCGCCCGCAUUUCAUUAGCUGUCCUGUGUUUGUCCCACAAGUACGGCCAUCUGCACAAGGACAGCUAGUGUAUGCAUUUAAUUCACCUCCGAUGCUAUGGGACAUGCAACGGUUUAUUGAUCUUAUCCUCGGUGAAAUUCCCCGAGUGAGAGAUGAUGAAAACGGGUACGGGCCCAAUGGGCGCGGUUUUAUCGGCCACAUCCAUGUACCUGCUGAGAUCGAGGAUGCAUGGAGGAGAUUGCAAUCAAUGUCCAAGGGCACAAGAUCCUAGCAUCUGUUGUACUCCUUUCCAUUUAGAUUCUCCAACGGAGCCGUGAGGCCGAACCAUGACGGACGAUAGGGGGCUUAUGACGAAUAAGCUCCAUUCACCGAAAUGACAUGCUGCCAUAAAUAUCCCGCUAGAAGAAGACAGUAGACGAUCGUUACUCUCUUUGCCAAUAUCUCCAUCGACUAGGCAUCAAUCGUCGUUCAUAUCUAGCCGAACUUAUAUGGAGUAGGCUCGGCAAAACUCCGGCGAUCGUCAGGAACCACUUCAUCCGAAAUUCGGUGUAUAUAAAUCUCCUGAU